AUGGAUGAUGAUCAGCUAAAACACUUCAGUCAUGAGCAUCCCUUGGCAUUCAAGGAAGAGGCGCCACCGAAAAAUGAAGCAUCAGGUCAACCAGUUUUAUGCUCUGCCUGUGGGGAGCCAGUGCUUGGUUCUUACUACAGUUGCAAUCAAUGUUCCAACGAAUUCAUUCUCCACAAGCCAUGCGCGCAGCUAGGCAGAGAGAUCCAGCACCCGAUGCACGAACACACACUUACUAUUCUCACAAAGGAUUCCAGACCAUACAGAUCCUAUAUUUGUGAUAUGUGUGGAGCAGCAUCCCGUGCCGAAUCUUACUCUUGUUAUGAGUGUGAAUUUGAUCUUGACUUCAAAUGUGCUGCCGACAGAGAUUGUAUAAAACAUUUCAGUCACAAGCAUUUGUUGAAGUUUAUUGAAAAGCCACAUGAUGAUGGUUCACCAGUUUUUUGUAUUGGGUGUUUAGAGCCAGUGCUUGGUCCUUGUUACACUUGCAAACUGAGUUUGGAGAUGGAGAGGAAUAGAAGCUGCUCCCUUUUUCUGCAUAAAUCAUGUGCAGAGUUACGUCGUGAGAUCCAGCAUCCGAUGCAUCACCAACACGCGCUCACUCUUAACCUAAAUGCAGCAAGAGAAUACUACUGCGUUGCAUGUGACCAAGAAUGUAGUCGCAAAUUCAGUUAUAGUUGUUUCAAAUGUGACUUCAACCUAGACCCCAAAUGUGCAUCUGAGGAAGGCUACAAACAUUUCAGUCACGAGCAUCCAUUAAUGUUCAAGAAGCAAGGAACCACAAAAAGAGAGUCUGAUCAUUUAGUUAUUUGCGAUGCAUGCCAGGUUCCAGUAUUUGGUCCUAGUUACACUUGCAUCAAUAUAAAUCGUCGUCGCAGAUGCAGCUUCAAUCUCCAUAAGUCAUGUGCAGAUUUACGUCUUGAGAUCCAGCACCCGGUGCACCGUCAACAUCGGCUUUCUCUUCUCAAUACAAUUGAGAAUAUCAAAGUUCGUUGCUUUUGCAAUGCCUGCAAUCAACCUUGCAGAUACCGCUACAGCUGUACCAUUUGCGACUUCAACCUUGACCUCAAAUGUGCCUCAAAUUGGCAAAACAUUAUUGACAAUGACUCUCACCAACAUCAGUUCAUAGUCCCCCGGAAGGAAUUGGCCGAGCUCCACCUUAACUGCGACGUCUGUGGGGAGUACUGGAGUGGCGUCAUGAUCUACAUUUGUAGCAUCUGCCAACUCUUGGUCCAUGAAGAAUGUGCUUCAGUUCCACACUACACCAACAUACCCGGGCACCAACACGGCCUCAAGCUAACCUGGUUCCUUGAAGACAUUUACCCCAAGGACCAGGUCUGUAACAUCUGCUCUACGAAUAUUAAUAACUGUCGUACUGUAUAUUAUUGUCAGGAAUGUGGAAGCUAUGUUGCACACACUACAUGCAUAUUUCUGAAAGAAGAAACCCAAAGCAGAACCAUUAUUAUUGAUGAUGAUUAUGACUCUGAUGAUGAUUGGAUGAUCACACACUUCAGUCAUCACCAUCUUUUAUAUGAUGAUCGUCGGCAGGUUAAGGCUGACAGAAUGAUUACCUGUGAGGGUUGCUUUCGACCCAUCACUAAAGAAUUUUACAGCGGUAUUGAGUCUUGCCACUUUUAUCUCCACAAAACAUGUGCUCGAUUACCAAAAAAGAUGCUUCUCCCUUUGCUUCACCAACACCAGUUUACACUCCACUCCCAGGCUCCUUCUAUUGACGGCGUGUUUCAGUGUUCUAUGUGUGGUAUCUUUCACCAUGGAUUUGUCUACAGUUGUGAUAAAUGUGCUUUGCAAACUGGCGGAAACCUUCUCCUCGACAGUGAGUGCAUUAUGUAUUGGGAGAACAGGGAUCUUAAACAUGAGUCUCAUGCUCACCGCCUCCUCCUCGACAUGAAUUGGGAGGAGGACAUCUGUUGCAGGGGUUGCGGUUCCAAAAUAUUUUUCUGCUUCAGUUGUAAGAGAUGCAAUUUUCAUCUUUGCAUAGCCUGUGUUAGAUUACCUCUUACUGGUACGCAUCGAUACGACAAGCAUGUUCUAAAGCUCACCUAUGCUAGCAGAAUUGAAGACGAAGUUGUAGGUUACUACUGUGAGAUAUGUGAAGGGGAAAGGGAUCCAGCACAUUGGUUCUACUGGUGCAAAGAUUGCAACUUUGACUGUCAUCCUCAUUGCAUCAUAGGGAGGUAUCCCCGAGUUAAGUUGGAGAGCACUUACAAGCACGUCGAUCAUGUCCAACACAAAGUCACUCUUGUUAGCAAGUGGAAGAGCCCCAUUCGGGGCGAUAAGAGAGACAACAUUCUUCCUUGUGAGAAGUGCAGUGAACUUUGCCAAGGAUUGGUGUUUGAAUGCAAAGAGUGCAAUAUAAAUUUCCAUAGAGAUGGAUGUUGUAAAACUACAGAUUCGGCGGCAAGUUCUCGUCGGUCUCCUCAGAUAAAAGAGAUAAGUUAA
Messenger RNA from Fragaria vesca subsp. vesca, 2457 nucleotides. RefSeq lists its product as uncharacterized. NCBI's taxonomy places the organism in Eukaryota, Viridiplantae, Streptophyta, Magnoliopsida, Rosales, Rosaceae. Bases 1 to 2457 code for a protein of 818 amino acids. The transcript has a single exon. The record is from RefSeq and is a predicted model, not a curated record.